Acanthoscelides obtectus is the source of this 651-nucleotide messenger RNA. NCBI's taxonomy places the organism in Eukaryota, Metazoa, Arthropoda, Insecta, Coleoptera, Chrysomelidae. The record is from the annotation of a GenBank genome assembly.
AUGGCAACACCGCCCCCGAUCAUACUGGAGGCGGGGCAUUGGCAGACGGCGCGCCGCUCCAACACGCCCAGAAGGACGAAUGGUUCGUCUAGCAUUAGAAGAGACACGAUCUUUCUUGAAUCAAUUCCAGCACAGGAGAGGUUGGCACUAACUCUCCGUUUUUUGGCUACCGGCGACACAUAUGUUAGCCUCCAAUAUCUAUUUAAAAUAUGUAAGCAGUCAAUAAGCCGAAUCAUCCCUUAUAGACACACUCAAGAACUUCAUUCAGGUACAAUAACUGGGUUACCUACUAUUCCGAAAACACAAGACGAAUGGCUGCAUGUGAGUAACGAUUUUGAAACAACAUGGACCUUUCCACACUGUGUCGGAGCAGUUGAUGGGAAGCACAUUAUACUGCAAUGUCCCAUAAAUAGUGGCAGUGAAUACAUCAAUUAUAAAGGAUUCUUCAGCAUAGUUCUUUUUGCAGUGGUAGAUGCUAGCUAUAAUUUUAUAUUUGUGGAUGUAGGAUGCCAAGGCCGAAUAUCUGACGGUGGAGUAUUUGCUAGUAUCUGCUUGUACAAAGAAAUGGGAAAACAGAAUGCUGAACAUCCCUCACCCUGCUCAUCUCAAUGGGAGAGCACAAAAAAUACCGUAUUUUUUUCUUGGAGAUGA